Messenger RNA from Vigna radiata var. radiata (mung bean), 1116 nucleotides. Its product is annotated as protein LIGHT-DEPENDENT SHORT HYPOCOTYLS 10. Gene Ontology annotation, biological process: mRNA transcription; response to light stimulus. The transcript has 2 exons. The record is from RefSeq and is a predicted model, not a curated record. NCBI's taxonomy places the organism in Eukaryota, Viridiplantae, Streptophyta, Magnoliopsida, Fabales, Fabaceae. Gene Ontology annotation, cellular component: nucleus. The coding region runs from base 192 to 695 and encodes 167 amino acids.
AGAAGAAAAAGAUGAGUAGAAAGCAACUAAGAUGGCCCAUAAAAUGUCUACUCAUUAGCCCAAUGACAUGAUCCCCAUCUUGCUCUCCCUAUUCAUUUCACCUAGCUUUAACAUCCCCUUUUCCCUUCCCUUUGGUUAAUUUACAAAAGCCAAACAAGGCUCUUCAUCAUCUUCAACAUUUCAGCAGCAGAAUGUCUUCAAGUGGGAAGGAUUUGGUAGAAGGAUCAAGCUCUCCAACAGGGACACCUAGUCGCUAUGAGUCUCAGAAGAGAAGGGAUUGGAACACUUUUGGGCAGUACUUGAAGAAUCAGAGACCCCCAGUUCCACUGUCUCAGUGCAAUUGCAACCAUGUGUUGGAUUUUCUAAGGUAUCUGGACCAGUUUGGGAAGACCAAGGUUCAUCUUCAAGGGUGCAUGUUCUAUGGGCAGCCAGAACCUCCAGCACCCUGCACAUGCCCCCUUAGACAGGCUUGGGGAAGCCUUGAUGCUCUCAUAGGGAGGCUCAGGGCUGCUUAUGAGGAAAAUGGUGGCUCCCCAGAGACUAACCCUUUUGCAAGUGGCUCCAUCCGUGUCUAUCUCAAAGAGGUUAGAGAGUGCCAAGCUAAGGCUAGAGGUAUCCCUUACAAGAAGAAAAAGAAGGGCACAAAUCAAACCAAGCCAAAUGAUGAAUCAACCUCCACCAUCCACUUUUCUUGAAUAUCAUCAUCAUCAUCACCCCUUUCAACAUGGAUAAUGUAGCAUACAAUCAAAUCUGGAGAUCCUUUUUUCAAGGCAUUGGAGGUUCGGUUUCUAUUUCGGUCGAUAAUUUGUUGGCAUUGCUCUUUUUGUUUUUCUGGGGAAUUUGUAAGAUCCUAGGGUAAUGAACAACAUACUCAUUAAAUAUAUGACUUAUGCUUUUGUUUAUCUUCAAAGUAUUGAGUUGCAUAUAUAUACAUAUAUAGUUAGAGAUUGUGGUGUACUUUUGGAAUUGUUUGCCAUUGAAAUGGUUAGGUAUUUUGGUAAAUUGGGUCUAUGCUCUUCCAAAUGGUGAGUAUAUAUCCUCUGCUUUCUUGUCAACAAUGUAAGAAACAAAGUCUUCUCAAACUCAUUUUCUAAUGUUAUUGAUGCAUUUGUCUUU